Messenger RNA from Histoplasma mississippiense, 2310 nucleotides. RefSeq lists its product as hypothetical. The transcript has 2 exons. The record is from RefSeq and is a predicted model, not a curated record. Gene Ontology annotation, molecular function: poly(A)-specific ribonuclease activity; protein binding. Gene Ontology annotation, cellular component: nucleus; CCR4-NOT complex; cytoplasm. Gene Ontology annotation, biological process: nuclear-transcribed mRNA poly(A) tail shortening. The coding region runs from base 1 to 2310 and encodes 769 amino acids. Lineage: Eukaryota; Fungi; Ascomycota; Eurotiomycetes; Onygenales; Ajellomycetaceae.
AUGGCAGAUGGUACCUACCGGUUCCAGCAGCCUGUGGCCGGGCAGUUCUACUUCCAGCAACAAACACAGCAGCACAACCACACCAACGCACACCAAAGACAACUCGUCCGGAACGGAACUGGAUCUCCAACUGGCAGACUGAAAUUCAAUACCGACACUCCUUCCCCGUCCCGCUCUCCUCCACUCAACCAGUCACCUGGCCAUAACCCAUACAAUAUGUAUUCGCAAGGGCAGCAUGUCAUGAUGAAUGGUGGUCAAACUCAUCAAAGAUUUGGAAUGCCAAUGCAGAAAUUCCAACAUCCAAGCCAUCAUCCACAUCAUUCCCAACAACACCCACACCACCAACAUCCUCACUCCCAAGCUACUCACACUGCUAUCGGCCAUCAACCUAACUUCUCAUCCGGAGCCCUGUCAAGCACAGCCCCCCACUUUACUCCCACCCACAUCCCCAACGGCACUACAACCAACGUGGAUGAAGAAGUCGAAGAGCCUAUGAAUGAGCAUUGGCAGCAGCAACUACAACUUGCUGCAGAGUCGAGACAAGCAAACUCCCCGCACUAUUACGCACGGGCCGUUGCUCAACAGACGAAGGGCAUCCAGCUCACAACGAGCCCAGCCGAGACCAAUGAAAAUGGUUCCGAAGAACGCAGCCGUUCCAAAACGACCAAAGACCCUUUUAAAAGACAGGAUUGGAUGGCUCUAGAUUUUGGUGGACAAGGUCUUCGAGCAAUCUCUACCCCUCUUUUCGACUACGUUUUUCUGGAAAAGCUUUAUCUCAAUCACAAUAAAUUGAAGGCCCUCCCCCCAAAUAUCGGCAAGCUGAAAGGCCUCACUCAUUUGGACGUAUCCGGCAAUGAGCUAACUGAACUUCCUGAAGAAAUUGGUAUGCUCAUUAAUCUCAAAAAGCUUCUUCUAUUCGACAAUAACAUCCAUUCACUUCCCUACGAAAUGGGUUACCUAUAUCAACUGGAUACUCUAGGUGUAGAAGGAAACCCCUUGAAUGAAGUCUUCAAAUCACGGAUUAUGCAGGAAGGCACCAAGGCACUCAUUACGUAUCUUAAAGAAGAGAUGCCGGUUCAUUUGCCUCCUUCGGAACGAGAUUGGAUUGUCCUGGAUGAUUCGGACAGAAACCCCACUAAAGGCCAAAGGGAGAAGUUUACUGCCCUCUCCUAUAAUACCCUCUGUGACAGAUCAGCAACCCAUCAACAACAUGGUUAUGCGCCCUCCCGAGCGCUUGCUUGGGAAUAUCGCAGGGACCUCAUUUUAAAUGAAAUAAAAGGGUACAAUGCCGAUAUUGUGUGUUUGCAGGAAAUUGACCAAGGCAGCUAUCAUGGCUUCUUCAGAGAACAGCUUGCAUACAACGAUUACAAGGGGGUUUACUGGCCAAAGGGAAGAGCUCAAGGUAUGCCCGAAGAGGAGGCCAAGGUGGUCGACGGUUGUGCGACGUUCUUCAAAGGCAGUAAAUACAUUCUUCUCGAGAAGAAUAUGAUUCAUUUCGGCCAAACUGCAGUCCGCAGACCCGAUGCCAAAGGCCAGGACGACAUCUACAACCGAUUAUGGCAGAAGGACAAUAUUGCCGUAGUCACGUAUCUGGAGAAUCGAUUGUCCGGAGAGCGGUUGAUAGUGGUGAAUGUUCACCUGUACUGGGACCCAGCGUAUAAAGACGUGAAGCUUAUCCAGGCUGCAAUUUUGAUGGAAGAGGUAACGCAGCUUGCCGAAAAGUAUUCCAAGAUUCCCGCUUGUACAGAUAAAACUGCAUUCCGAUUCUCCGAGCCGGAGCAUUCGACAGAUGGUGGGGGUACUGCGACGCCUGUGGAACCAGCACCUUCAGUUGAAUAUAGUAGUGGCUCUCAGAUCCCCCUUAUUAUAUGCGGUGACUUCAACUCCUACCCUGGAUCUGCCGUGCAUGAAUUGAUGAGCCGUGGCCGUUUGAUCGAAGACCAUCCGGAUCUUGAGAAGCGUCUCUAUGGGAACCUCAGUCGCGUCGGCAUGUCAUACCCUUUCAACCUGAAAUCCGCAUAUGGCGCUAUUGGAGAACUCGACUUUACCAACUAUACUCCCGACUUUGCUGAUGUGAUCGACUACAUUUGGUAUACUUCCAACGCUCUGCAGGUGACUGGCUUGCUUGGCGCAGUGGACAAGGAGUAUCUGCAGCGAGUUCCCGGCUUCCCCAAUUACCAUUUUCCUAGUGAUCACCUUGCCCUAAUGGCAGAGUUUUCUUUCAAAAGCAAGAAAGGGAAAGUUGUCGAAGUAGAUUUCGGGCCGCAACGGGACAGGGACAGGGAUAGAGAUCGGGAUAGGGCGACUUGA